CCUUGUCUGGUAGACAUUUACUUCAGAACGAAGGAACGUGAUUUUUAGCCUUACCGACCCACCGUAGUUUUUGUAACCCGUUCCAUGGGCGUCGUACAUAGUACAUAUAUUUCGAGGCAGAGGUAGCGAGAGUUGAAUCGGCAACUCCUCUCCAACCAAACCUGGUCCCAACCGAUUUCAGAAUACGACCAAGAGGAACGAUUUUCAGCCUUAGAACGUGUUCUCGUGGUUUAUGUCAAUAGGCAAAAAUACGGUAAGGACACCCAAGAUUAAACUGAGAAAUGGAACCGAAUGUUCUUCAUCUCCAAGAUGGCGGCGGGUGCACGCUGGACGUUCAGGAGUGUGGAGGGGUCUACUUCCCCAAGGUGUUCAGUGUGGACAUCAUCAGCAACUUCCGCUCCAUGGAGAUACGUGCAGAUGACGUACUACUUAGCUGCUUCCCAAAAGCUGGAACCCAUUGGUUCUGGGAGAUUCUCAGUCAGCUGUCGGCAAGAAAGGCGGAGAACAUCAGAGACAAGUGGAAGGGAGACAUGAUGAUAGAGUGUUGUCCCCAGUCGGUCUUAGACGCUGCACCCUCCCCCCGGGUUCUCAACACACACGUCCAGUUUGGGCAGCUCCCCCAACAGAUUGUGGAGAAGAAGUGCAAGAUCGUACACGUGCUCAGGAACCCUAAAGACCUGACCGUGUCCUUCUACAACCACCACAGAGCAUUAAAGGAUAUGUAUAACUACCACGGGGAAUGGAAGGACUACCUCCAUCUGUUUUUGAAUGGGCUGGUUGACUGGGGCUCCUGGUUCGACAACACCCUAAGCUAUAUAAGAGCAAAGGAACAAAAUCCCCAACUCCCAAUACAGAUAAUGUACUAUGAAGACAUGAAAAAGGACCCGGUCGCUGGGGUCCGACAGUUAGCUGACUUCCUUGGCGUGGAGGCAGAUGAGGAACUUAUCAAGGGAAUCUGUGAUAAAUGUGGCUUUGAAAAUAUGAAAACCGUUGCCAGUGAAGUGGGAAAAGGACUGAUACAAGAUGGUGUGCCACAGGUAUUCCGAAAAGGUGGCGUGGGGGACUGGAAGAACUGGUUCACAGUUGCGCAGAACGAGGAGUUUGACAAAGUUUACUCAGAGAAGAUGGAAGGAUAUGAUCUCCCAUUUAAAUAUUCCAUUUGAAGAUUUCACUCUGCAUAAUGCGGGGCGUGAUUGUCUCAGUCUGUAUACAGUAAAACCCCGUAAAACCGGACGGUAACGUUUCCUGUUAAAUCUUCUUGGUAAAUCAAAUUUUUUUAAAUAAGGAAUAAUGUUGGAGAGUUGUGUCCCUUUACUUCUAUAUUUCGUUCAAACACGCCCCAUUAGUAGCAGGGGUUCCAGACCGCCGGUGUCCCAGACGACCGGGUCAGGCCUAGGGAGGUUUCACUGUGGAACUGUUGUUCAUGUGUUAUAUUGGACUUUAAACUCACAAGUGCAUUAACAUAAAUGACGUACUUUGACUUCACCAAGACUUCACUGGGGAUGCUAUGGACGAACGUGACGUAGAGAAAGCCGUGAAAUGUUGGCAAUGUUAAUUGACAAACAGUCAUAUUUAAUUAUUUUGGGGGCAAAAUUGUUUGAUCGACUCUUGUGGGCCUAUAUUCUUCUGGUAAUUUAACGAACGAUAUAGCGGAGAAAUUACUAGUUCUUUAGUUACUCAUUCUUUGACAUAAAGAGAUCAGAACAACGUGAAGUCUGUGAAUGGAGUUGUACUUUAAUACAAGGGGUUGUACUCUAACAAAUGGGGUUGUACUCUAAUACGUGGGGUUGUACUCUAACACAUGGGAUUGUACUCUAAUACAUGGAGUUGUACUUUAAUACGUGGGGUUGUACUCUAAUACAAGGGGUUGUGCUCUAAUACAUGGGGUUGUACUCUAACAAAUGGGGUUGUUAUCUAAUACGUGGGGUUGUACUUUAAUACAUGGAGUUCUACUCUAAUACAUGGGGAUGUACUCUAAUACUUGGGGUUGUAUUGCAACAAUGGGAGUUGUAUUGUAAUACUGUCAGAAUGCAUUCUUUAUACAUGAAAAUGAUAUCAGAGUCGAAGAACAUGUACAAUUAACUGGAAAGUGAUGUAUACAGAUAAAUGGCCAUUUUAACAUGGGCUUCGUACAGCAAGGUGACUGGAUUUAUCACUGUGUCCAUUACGAGAAGACGGUACCAAGUUGAUGACAUGGUCACGAGAAUGGCUGUGUUCCCCCAUUCGGCUUGUCCCGGAAUGACACGAAUGGUCACGAAUGGAAUAUGCUGUGAUCAGCGGAUUGAUUCCAUAUUCCAAUAUUCAGAACACAAUCUACCUUACUGAAGGGGAAGGACAAUAUAAUCUUGUCGACAAAGGAACGUAUAUUUAACUGCCAUCAUGAUGUUAAAGUAUUACCCUGAUUCAUUGCGGAGGCAUAUAUUCUAAUAAAAGUCAUAU
Molecule: messenger RNA, 2439 nt
Organism: Haliotis rufescens (red abalone)
Lineage: Eukaryota; Metazoa; Mollusca; Gastropoda; Lepetellida; Haliotidae
Product: sulfotransferase 1C2-like
Exons: 6
Coding region: 282-1163 (293 amino acids)
Biological process (GO): sulfation
Cellular component (GO): cytoplasm
Molecular function (GO): sulfotransferase activity
Source: RefSeq, a predicted model, not a curated record